Messenger RNA from Tripterygium wilfordii, 504 nucleotides. RefSeq names its product dof zinc finger protein DOF3.5-like. The transcript has 2 exons. NCBI's taxonomy places the organism in Eukaryota, Viridiplantae, Streptophyta, Magnoliopsida, Celastrales, Celastraceae. The record is from RefSeq and is a predicted model, not a curated record. The coding region runs from base 1 to 504 and encodes 167 amino acids. Gene Ontology annotation, molecular function: DNA binding; DNA-binding transcription factor activity. Gene Ontology annotation, biological process: regulation of DNA-templated transcription.
AUGGUGGAGAAUAAGUGGAACUCAAAUAUUGCUGGUCAUGGGGUUGCACCAAAUUGCCCUAGUUGUGCCUCUUCAAACACCAAAUUUUGCUACUACAACAAUUACAGUCUCUCUCAGCAUCGUUUCUUUUGCAAGGUCUGUAGGAGGUACGGGACUAGAGGAGGCUCCCUGAGAAAUGUACCGGUUGGUGGUGGUUGUCGUAGAAAUUGCCGGACCAAGGCUGCUCGCCGGAUGAUUGACCAGCUUAGUCUUUAUUCCAUAAGUUCUAGAUUGAAUGGUGAUCAACAGAAUUAUGUGCAAUUUGGGAGUCCUAAUUCGGACUCCAGUACAACUCACUCUAACGGGAACCUAAUUGACAUGACACUUGCUUUUGCUAAGCCGGAAAAUCAUGUGGCAAUCGAUCAGGAUUAUCCGGUGACCGGUCUAAUCGGGGAAUCGAAUUCAAUUGAACAUGAUUUCAAGUUUCCUACAAAUUUAAUCAGUGAUGGUUGGAGGUUCCUUUAA